This is a messenger RNA of Rana temporaria (common frog), 2270 nucleotides long. Its product is annotated as phospholipase B1, membrane-associated-like. The record is from RefSeq and is a predicted model, not a curated record. Gene Ontology annotation, cellular component: brush border membrane. Gene Ontology annotation, molecular function: A2-type glycerophospholipase activity; retinyl-palmitate esterase activity; phosphatidylcholine lysophospholipase A1 activity. The transcript is spliced from 16 exons. Gene Ontology annotation, biological process: phospholipid metabolic process. Lineage: Eukaryota; Metazoa; Chordata; Amphibia; Anura; Ranidae. The coding region runs from base 769 to 2118 and encodes 449 amino acids.
UUUGUGCGUCCAUUGUCAUGUGGGUGUCAAAAAUGACUCGGAGACUUUUGACUUUGGUGCUGGGGGUGAUGAUUUGUCGCAGAAUGGGUGGCGGUGUCCAUGUCCAUGUCAGGGCUAGAGGAAAAGUUUACUAUAACAACACAAAAUGAUGAUAAAGAAAAAAUUGCUACUAAAUAUCAAUUUUAUAAUCAACAAUUCGAAACUGAGAAGCCCCAACAGGAAAGGAUCAAAGUUCAUUCACCGUGUUUUCAUCCCACAACCUCAUUUACGCCGCGUUUGUAGAAAAAUGUCCCUACUUUCCAAAUAAAAGCCUCAUUCAUUGAUCAGGUUAUUUAUUAAUGGACAAUCGCAGAUGUUCCCAUGCGUGUGAAGGUUUUCGUAUCUUUGAACAUUGUUGAUCCCUGAGCUUCUCUCCAGAAGAGUCUUGUUGGCUCUCUAUAAAGUGGUGAAUGCGAUAAGAAAUUGAUAAUAUUCGUGAGAAAUCGCUGAUGAUGUAUUUAGUAUCUCGCUAUCUUGCAGACGCAGUUUAUAUCGAAUAAUUAUUGCAGCUCUUCUGCCAGGAAAAGGUCCCAACCUCCCCCUAAACGAUCACAAAAACACGGGAGCUAUCUCUCCGGGGGAUGGACUUUGACAGCGCAAUUAAACUGCUGCACAAAAUAACCCCCAACAGGGAAAUGCCUAUAAGUGCUGCCCGGGCAGCUGAAGGACCACGUCGCCCUGCGUUCACAUUACUGGCACCCCACUGGACAACUCCUAGACGUUUAAUGUAUGAAAGGUACUAGAGAAGACAUCAGGAAGAUGGCGGCAUUACAGGUGACCCUACUAAUCUGCAUGCUGUACCUGAACCCUGUACAUGCAGUGGACUGGAUGGCAAAUUACAUGGAUGGAAUGAUAGAACAAAUCUCUCGAUAUGGGCUGCAGCAAUUUCCAGAGAAGGCUGCAGGUCGAAUGAGCUACCACCGACAACUUGCCUGUCCUGACACCUCCCCCUCUCCUCUGACACCCACUACAGCCGACCGUGUCAAGCCCGCUGAUGUUAAAAUCGUAGCCGCCUUGGGAGACUCAUUAACGACAGCCAUUGGGGCCAACGCAACCAACGUCCUGCAGCUCCCAACCGAAUACCGACAGUUCUCUUGGAGUAUCGGAGGUUAUGGAAAUAUAUCUGAUGUCAUCACCCUGCCCAAUAUUUUGAAGAUUUUUAAUCCGGAUUUGGUUGGCUUUGCGAAGAGAAGCACCUUGACCUACCGACCGGCUGAGCUGGAGGCUACUGGACUCAACCUGGCCAAAACUGGAGCCAAUUCUUACUUAUUUCCGGAGCAGACCAGACAUUUGAUUGAUACCCUGAAAACUCUCCCGGGGAUAAACUACGAAGAGGAUUGGAAAGUCAUCACCAUAUUUAUUGGCGCCAAUGAUCUGUGCGACUAUUGCAAGAAUAAGACGCUGUUCUCGGUAGAAACUUUUAUCAGCAGUGUGACCGAGUCUCUGGAUAUGAUGCAGAAAGAGCUGCCGCGAUCCAUUGUCAAUGUGGUCCAGCUGCUCCAAAUCUACAAACUCCGUCAGGUCAAUGAUAACAGUCUGGGAUGUAUCCUUCAAAGGUCCUUCUGUGCCUGUGUGGUGAAACCAAAAGAAAAUUCUCCGGAGUUGUUGGAGGUCAUGGAUCAGAAUCGCCAGUUCCAGGAGAAGUUGGAAGAUCUGAUCGUGAAGUCGAGGAGAUAUGACGGGAAGAGGGACUUUGCUGUCGUUCUGCAGCCCUUUCUGCAGCACGUAGAGCCGGCCAUUGACCAGAGCGGUCAGAUUGACUAUUCGUUCUUCACUCCAGACUGUUUCCACCUGACCAUCAAGGGUCACGAGCAGAUGGCAAAGGCUCUGUGGAAUAACAUGCUGCAGCCGGUGGGGAAGAAGUCUCUGCUGGAAAGGUUUUCAGACGAUAUUGAGCCUCUGUGCCCGUCCGAGGAUCAUCCAUACAUCUAUACCAGGAAGCCAGAGGACACAGAGGGCAGAGGAGACACAGAGGAUGAAAGGAACGUAGAUGGGGCGUCCAGUGUCCCCGUCGGAUCCCGCCUACUGACUGCCCUGUGUCUGAUUACUCUCAUUGCCCUGCCUGGCGCCUCCAGCUGAUCCGGUGCAGGAGGAGGACAGAAUGACUGUGAUACAGGAUAAUAAUUAUAAGUCACUGGAUCGGACCUUAUUCUGGAUCUUAUUGUGUGGAAGAUAAUCAGGGACAAUUGUCCCACAAACUCUCAGAUCAGGAAUCUGUAAUAAAGAAAUAC